Plasmodium gallinaceum is the source of this 1341-nucleotide messenger RNA. RefSeq names its product conserved Plasmodium membrane protein, unknown function. The transcript is spliced from 2 exons. The coding region runs from base 1 to 1341 and encodes 446 amino acids. Lineage: Eukaryota; Apicomplexa; Aconoidasida; Haemosporida; Plasmodiidae. The record is from RefSeq and is a predicted model, not a curated record.
AUGAAAAUAUUACUUUUCCUUUUAUUUAUUUCAUUGUGUUAUAUUUCCUUUUCCUUUUCCUUUUUAAUAAAAGCAAAUAUAAAAUUAUUAAAAUUAACUUCUAUUAAUUAUGUAACUCUUGAUAAAAAAGGAAAAAACUUAAUUAAUAAUCAUGUGCAUAGAAAAAAUAUACGAUCUUUAAAGAGCUUUUUAUAUCCACAUUUUUUAAAAAGAAUAAUAGAACCAUUAGAAAAUGCUAAUUUUAAAAAUUAUUUUUUUUUUCGAUCAUUAUCACGUAUAUGCGUUUCUUUAAGUAGUGCAUUUUCUUUAAAUGCAAAAUUAAAUUUAUAUAGAAAGAAUACAAAUAAUUUAUUAUUAACGCAACUAUUAAUGAAUAAUGAAAUUUUAAUAAAAAUUUUAAAAAUAUGUUGGUUAUAUAAAUUAAGUCAUUUUAUAGAUAAAAACAUAAAAUUAUGCAGAUAUAUGUCUACUAUAUUUUAUAUUAUAAGUAUAUAUUUAGAUAUAUUAUCUACAUAUAACAUUUCAAAGAAUUUUUACUUUUACUAUUUUUUAUAUUCCUUAUCAUCUAUAUUAAAAAAUUUGAGCAUACUAACAUACACAUCCAUUAGAUCAAGUAUUAAUUUUCAUGUAUCUCAAAUGCUAUCUAACUCAAACCAAAAAUUUAACGAAAAAAGCAUAAGAGAUAUAAAAUUAGUAAAUAAAGAUACAUACGAUAAAAAUAUAAGUAACGAAAAUAUAAAUGAUGAAAAUAAAGAUAAAAAUAAAAAUGAUGAAAAUGUAGAUAAAAAUAAAAAUGAUGAAAAUGUAGAUAAAAAUAAAAAUGAUGAAAAUGAAGAUAAAAAUAUAAAUGAUGAAAAUAAAGAUAAAAAUAUAAAUGAAGAAAAUGUAGAUAAAAAUAUAAAUGAUGAAAAUGAAGAUAAAAAUAUAAAUGAUGAAAAUAAAGAUAAAAAUAUAAAUGAAGAAAAUGUAGAUAAAAAUAUAAAUGAUGAAAAUAAAGAUAAAAAUAUAAAUGAUGAAAAUGAAGAUAAAAAUAUAGAUGAAAAAUUAAUGGAAGUUAAUACAUUAAAAAAAGAAUAUAAUAUAUUAAAAAAGGUUUAUGAAAAAAAAAAAGAGAAUAACAAUAGUAACAUUUUAAGAAAUAAUUUAAAAGUAAAAAGAAAAUUUUAUAUAGGAGAAAUUAGUGUUAUAACUGAUUUGCUUUUUUCCUUAGUAGAUUUAUCAACAAUUCUUUUACUUUCUCAUGCAGCAAAAUUUAUAAAACAAAAAAUAUUUUUUUAUAUUUUUUUAUCUUCUCUACAUUUAUUUUUUUCUUACAAAGAACUAGAAUAUUUGUUAAUUUAG